This is a messenger RNA of Panicum hallii, 6808 nucleotides long. RefSeq names its product thyroid adenoma-associated protein homolog. Lineage: Eukaryota; Viridiplantae; Streptophyta; Magnoliopsida; Poales; Poaceae. Bases 314 to 6808 code for a protein of 2164 amino acids. The transcript is spliced from 6 exons. Gene Ontology annotation, cellular component: cytosol. The record is from RefSeq and is a predicted model, not a curated record. Gene Ontology annotation, biological process: tRNA methylation.
GACCAAACCCUAAACCCCCGCGCCCGCCACCUCUCGCUGCAGCAGCCAGCUAGCCAGCGGGGAGCUCGCACGGCGUCGCCUCUUCUUGUGCUCGGUGGCCGCCGAAUCCCGCUUGCCCUUCAUCGGGCUCCCCAGCUGCUGCACUCGCCGGGAGCCGCCGCCCUCCAGGAGGAGCAGCACGGCCGUCUACGAAGCUAAAGGGAGGAACAUUUGUGGUGGGCAAGUUUUUUACUUUUAUUCCAAUUUGUGGAGGAAGGUUUUUGGUGGAGCUGUACUGAUUCCAGAUUGAGAGAGGGGCUAAUUUGGGGGAAGAAUGUCUGCAAAGUGGCGGUCGCUGCAGCAUCGGCACCGGUACACCUAUACCUCGAUUGUGUUCCCCAAGCACUACCUUGAGGCAUUAGCUCUUGUGCCUGCUGAUAUAACUUCGUCCUAUUUCUUUCUCCAAUUGAACAACUUGAUCUCCUUGACCUCGACCUACUCUCAAGUGGUUGCGGUCAAAGACCUUGCCUCAGCAUACGUGCAGUUUCUGUCUGCUCCAGGGACUUCUGAUGAUGCAGUGCUUGCCGCCACAAAACUUUAUCUGGAAAUCCUCUUCCUUGAGAACUCCCUCCCUCUCCACCGGACACUCAUAUCGGUCCUUGCCAAGUGCAAGAAAUUCUCUCCAGUUAUCAGUGGGUGCUUUGCCUUGCUCUGUGAGGAGUAUGGUGGUUCUGGUAGUAAGGCAAAGAAGAGAUUUUUGGUGUCCCGGGCAGCCUUGUCACUGAUUGGGUACCCAAAGUUGGGAUUUUUGGAUGAGGCUGUAGAGAGGUGUGCAGAGAUCAUGGCACUGGAUAUUGUUGAUGGGCUUGAUGGAGUAACUAGAGACAUUGGUGAAGGGUCACGGCCAUCUCCAGUCGUAAUGGAGCAGUGCCAGGAGGCCAUGUCUUGCAUGUACUACUUGCUGCAGCGGUACCCGUCUAAGUUUACUGGCCUUGACAAAGCAUCAAGUGUCUUCAAUAGUUCUGUUAGGGCAAUACUAUCUGUUCUCAAGUCAUCUGCCUUUUCAAGGGAUUGCCUGGUGGCCUCUGGAGUGAGCUUCUGUGCUGCAGUUCAGGUUUUCAUGAGCGCCGAGGAGAUUUGCUGGUUUAUUUCUCAAGGUCUAUUUGGUGUCUGUGCAGAUCAUGAAGAUAGAAAAGAUCUAUCCGUGCAUGAUGUGCUUUCUGACUUUAAUCUGUGUGAAGAAAUCAGAGAUCUUUCCAUUUUGAGUAGACUUUGUUUGCUAAGAGGGAUUUUGACAUCUAUUCCAAGGACAGUACUCAACAUACGCCAACUUGAUUCCAGUGGAUCUUUAUGGACUGUAUUGUAUGAUGGGAUUUUACUUGAGCUUUGCAAGCAUUGUGAGAACCCUAUUGAUAGCCACUUCAAUUUCCAUGCUCUUACAGUGACACAAAUAUGUUUGCAGCAGAUAAAGACUUCUGUUUUAACUGAUUCCACUGACUUCUCUGGGGACUAUAAGCCUUUCUCAAGAAAUGUUAUCGACCGUAUAUUGAGAAUCAUAUGGCGCAACCUGGAAGAUCCUUUGAGUCAGACAGUAAAACAGGUGCAUUUAAUCUUUGAUCUCAUAUUAGAUAUCGAAUCAUGUAUUCCAUCAGGAGACCAUGAACUCAACAACAAAUUGUUCCUGAGCAAUAUUGCAAAUGAUUUACUUUGCUUGGGCCCGCGAUGUAAAGGGAGAUAUGUCCCUUUAGCUUCUUUGACAAAGCGAUUGGGUGCCAAAUCUCUUCUAAGUUUGAAACCAAACCUGCUUUCAGAAACUGCUUAUGCAUACAUAGAUGAUGAUGUUUGUUGUGCUGCGACAACAUUUUUAAAAUCCUUCCUGGAGACUUUAAGAGAUGAAUGCUGGAAUGAUGAUGGUGUCGAUCAAGGGUACGAUGCCUUCAGAGUUUUGUGCUUGCCUCCUUUGAUGCGGGGACUUGUAUCUGGAAAUUCAAAACUGCGUUCCAACUUAAAUACUUAUGCUCUACCUGCUCUUAUUGAAGUUGAUGCAGAUAGCAUAUUCACAAUGCUUGGGUUCAUCUCAGUUGGCCCGAGCGCAAAGGCAACUGGACUAGAUGUUGUUUUGAAAAAUGAUCAGUGUAUAGCUGCACUGGUCUCACUGCUUAAAGUCUCUCGAAAUCUAGCUCUUGUUGAAGGGGACAUUGAUUUGGAUCCUGAUAAAUUGUCACAGCCUCAGAAAGAGGAUAACAGGGGCGCUGCAGUUAUAUCUGUUAGAGGGAUUAAUGUUACAGUGCCUGUUAAUUGGUUUGCAUUGGCACUGACACACAGUGAUGAAAGUCUCCGUAUAGAUGCUGCUGAAUCUCUCUUUCUAAAUCCAAAGACAUCAAGUCUUCCAUCCUCCUUGGAACUGAGCUUGCUUAAAGAGGCAGUCCCAUUGAAUAUGCGUUGUAGCUCAACGGCAUUUCAAAUGAAAUGGACAAGUUUAUUUCGGAAGUUUUUUGCUAGGGUACGAACAGCACUUGACAGACAGGUAAAACAUGGGUCAUGGAUUCCAUCCUCUAGUAUUGAAGGAGCUGAUUCUGUUGAUGCUGCUGUUACCCAGAGGGCUGAAGAUCUAUUCCAAUUCAUGAAGUGGCUGAGCUCCUUUCUGUUUAACUCUUGUUACCCAUCUGGCCCUUAUGAAAGAAAAACAAUUGCAAUGGAGCUUAUUCUUACACUAUUAGAUGUAUGGCCUAUUUGCCAUUCUGAAGGGAAGAACAAUCUUUAUCCUUACAAUGACAGCAUAAUAUUGCCAGAUUCAACAAUUUCAUUUGUGGGGUCAAUAAUUGAUAGCUGGGACAGGCUCAGGGAAAACUCCUUUCACAUUCUGCUGCAGUUUCCAACACCACUUCCUGGAAUUUCCUCUAGUUUAUCUAUAAAUAAUGUUAUCAGAUGGGCAAAAACACUUGUGCUAAGCCCACGAGUCCGGGAAAGUGAUGCCGGUGCGUUAACCUUCCGUCUUAUAUUUAGGAAGUAUGUUUUGGAGCUUGGAGUCAUUCUUGUGUUUUCUAAAGAGAGUGAUUGCCUUGAAUGUUACACACAAUCUACAGAUGGAGAUACAGAAGUUUUUACUAGUCAAAACCCAGUUGCACAGUAUAUUUCUUCUCUCAUUCAAUGGCUGUGUACUGUUGUUGAAGAGGGUGAGAAGGGUCUUUCCGAAGCAUGCAAGAAAAGUUUUGUUCAUGGAGUUCUUCUCACCCUGCGCUACACAUUCGAUGAGCUGGAUUGGAACUCUGAGGUUGUGCAAUCGUGUGUUUCUGAAAUGAGGUGCCUGGUAGAAAGGCUUCUUCAACUCAUAAUGCGUAUAACUUCGCUGGCUCUCUGGGUGGUUUCUUCUGAUGCAUGGUAUAUGCCAUACGAUAUGGAUGACGUGAUUGAUGAUGGUUCCUUCCUCUCAGAUAUAUAUGAGGAGGAUCAACCUACUACUGGUACAGAAAAAGAAGAGCAGAAUACAAAACCAGGGAGUAAUGGCAAACCAGCUGAUCAGGUUGUUAUGGUUGGUUGUUGGCUUGCUAUGAAGGAGGUUAGCCUACUUUUUGGAACCAUCAUCAGGAAAAUUCCAUUGCCUGGCUGUUCUCAUUCAAAUUCAUCUCAGGAUGGCUUACUUGACAGUAGUGAGGAGACAAUCAUGUCAGAAGAAAUUCUUGAUGUGGAGCAGCUAGAGAAAAUGGGUGACCAUUUUUUACAAGUUCUUCUUAAAAUGAAGCAUAAUGGUGCAAUAGAUAAGACAAGGGCUGGGCUUACUGCCCUUUGCAAUCGUCUCCUUUGCUCAAAUGAUUCAAGGCUAUGCCAAAUGACAGAAUCUUGGAUGGCGCUACUGAUGGAUAGGACAACUGCUAAAGGGCAAACUGUAGAUGAUUUGCUAAGAAGGAGUGCAGGAAUACCUGCUGCGUUUAUCGCCCUGUUCCUUGCAGAGCCAGAAGGAACACCAAAGAAGCUACUUCCAAGGGCACUAGAAUGGUUGAUAGAAUUUGCUAAGACAUCUUUAGCUAAUUUUCAGAAAGAUAGCAACCAGAAGUCUGGAAUAAUGAAAGAUGGCCUUGGAGAGCUAUGCGAAUCACUAUCAGAAACUGCUGCAAGUGCUCAUUCUAAUGGGAAUCUAUCUAAAAGCCGAGAUGAGGGCGUUGUUCCCACGGUGCAUGUGUUCAAUGUGCUUAGAGCUGCCUUUAAUGAUGCAAAUUUGGCAACCGAUACUUCUGGUUUCAGUGCUGAGGCAACAAUAGUUGCAAUUCGGGCAUUUUCAUCUCCCUACUGGGAAGUGCGCAAUGCAGCUUGCCUUGCAUACACUGCACUGGUUCGUCGCAUGGUUGGGUUUCUGAAUGUGCAGAAACGUGAAUCAGCACGACGAUCAUUAACUGGCCUUGAAUUCUUCCACAGGUACCCAGCACUUCAUCCUUUCCUUUCUAGUGAACUGAGAAUUGCAACUGAACUGCUAGCUGAUGGAGUUUCUAACAAUUUGGAGUCACAUAUUGUGAAAGCCAUACACCCUAGCCUUUGUCCAAUUCUUAUUCUUCUAUCAAGGCUGAAGCCAUCGCCUAUAAGCUGUGGAACUGACGAUUCUUUAGACCCUUUUUUGCUUUUGCCUUUCAUACAAAGAUGCGCUACCCAGAGUAACUACCGGGUCCGUGUCCUUGCAUCAAGGGCAUUAAUUGGUUUGGUAUCAAAUGAGAGACUGCAGCAAGUUGUUAGCGAUAUACUGGAUAAUUUGGCUAGUGGAAAUCGUGAAGUGGUUUCCCACAAUGUUCAGUUUUCUGACCCUCCGAUAUCAGUUAAUAUGGAAAAUGGAAACUUACUUCGGGCUUCUAGGUCUUUUUCAUUCAAUUCAAUCCAUGGCCUUUUGCUGCAGCUGUCUUCUCUUCUGGAUAACAACUUUAGAGGUCUGACAGACAGUUGCAAGAAAGAUCAGAUUAUUGGCCACCUAAUUGAUGUUCUCUCAAGAUGUUCUUGGCUUGGCAGCACCAAAUUAUGCUCAUGCCCUGUUGUAAGUACAUCUUACUUGCGGGUAUUGGAUCUCAUGCUUGAUAUUGCAAGGACAGGGAAAAACAGACAUACUGAAGUCAUCCAGACACUACUGUUAGAGUUGAGCUCCCGGUGCUUGAGCAGUGCAAUAUCAACCCGGUAUGCAUUCCAUGAUCCAACCCGGAUUGAACUUCAACAGCAAGCAACUGAAUCAUUUUUUAGCUGUGUUGGUCUUUCUAAAAGAAAUGAUGAAACUUCUGUGGAAGAUGUUCAGUUCCAAAUACUUGGUGAACCCACUUCAAUCAUUUCAGUGAUGCCUAGGGUGGAGGUCUCCCUACCUGAACUACACAAGGAGAUUAUGUCAUGUCUUGCUGAUCCGACAUACGAUGUUAGAAUUACAGUGCUGAAGAGGAUUCUUCAGCUCACAAAAUCAAUCAGACAUGGCCAGAGUAAAAACAUUUUGCACCAAUGGGCAGGAGCUAAUCUGCAGCCUGUCUUAAUGGAACGGUUAUUUGCGGAAGACCACCCCAAGUGCCUUUAUUAUAAUCUAAAGAUCAUCUUUUUGUGGAACAUGGAAUCCCCAUUCAACAACGGAGAAGAUUCUGGCACAAUUUUAUCCUUCUGGGACAGACUAGUUCAUUUGAACAACACCAUGUCACAUGCAAAAACCAGAGAAAUAAUUCUAUGUUGCAUGGGUAUGUGCAUGAAAUGGUUUGCUAAAUUACUCAGGAAUGCUCUUCAAAUGGAUGGGCUUAAGACUAGUGAGCUCUCUGCAUCAUUUGUCAGAAUCAAUGAAGGGAAUAGAUUGUCUGAUGCCUUGCUUAGAGUAAACUUCUUUGUCAGUCUUGUCAAGAACCAAAGUGCACCAUCGGAAACUGUGAAUGCUCGACGUGCUGCUGCUGAGGCAAUUGUUGCUUCGGGUCUUCUUGAAGAAGCGAACUUUUUUGCUUCAUCUGUGUCCAACUCGUGCUUCCCUUCUGAAUGUGAUGAAGGGCAUAUCAAAGAGAAAUGCAUUGAAGCUAAUGUUUCUGAAUUUACGAGUCUUUAUGCAUGCAAGAUUAUUGACUUAUGGUUCAUAUGCAUUAAGUUGUUGGAGGAUGAGGAUGCCUAUCUGAGACAAAACCUUGCAAAUAAUGUUCAGAAAAUAAUCGCAAAUGGUUCAGCUAGUGCCUUUUGUGAUGAUUCCACACCACUGCAAGUUGAUAGAGUUAUUGAAUUGAGCUUUGACUAUCUUACUUCCUUGUUUGGCCACUGGCUGAAAUACAUCGAGUGCUUGUUAAGGAUAGUCUUAGAUACUGGAAACACUUUGGACUCCCGUGGGGAUUUGGUCCGUCAGAUAUUUGAUAAAGAAAUAGAUAACCAUCACGAGGAAAAGCUGUUGAUAUGUCAAAUCUGCUGUUUUAAUAUACAGAAGCUUUUGCAGUCCAAAUGUCAGAUGGAAACAGGAGGAAAAAUUGAAUUGUUCCUGCAAAACUGGCGGGAGAGCUUUUUGAACCAGCUCACAUCACUGACCAGUGGCUAUAUUGAGAAAGAGGGGAAAACUGAUUGGAUUGGCGGCAUAGGCAACCAUAAGGACGUGUUCAUAUCAGUUUAUGCAGAUCUGUUAGGAUUAUAUGUGCUCGCACCAUCAGCUUCUCUGGAACACCAGAACAGUCCUGAAACUUAUUUGCAAGAGUUUUCAAACCUUAAUGGGUUUAUCACACCAUUCCUCAAGAACCCUCUGAUAUCUAACCUUUAUGUGCUUGUAAAACUGUCACAUGAUAGGUUCGGAUGCUCAGAUAAGCCAGAGAACCAAGUAGCAUCAAAUUUUGACCCAUAUUUUCUUAUCAGAUAG